Molecule: messenger RNA, 2250 nt
Organism: Coregonus clupeaformis (lake whitefish)
Lineage: Eukaryota; Metazoa; Chordata; Actinopteri; Salmoniformes; Salmonidae
Product: ras-related protein Rap-2a
Exons: 2
Coding region: 195-746 (183 amino acids)
Biological process (GO): negative regulation of cell migration; Rap protein signal transduction
Cellular component (GO): plasma membrane
Molecular function (GO): GDP binding; GTPase activity; GTP binding
Source: RefSeq, a predicted model, not a curated record
CUUCGGGCAGCGAGUCUUUGUGCUCAGCUUUUUAUUUGCCAUUGCUGAGCGGUGGUAAGCAAGGCUGUAUUUUUUAUAUCCGUUCAAAAUGGGACACGAAUGAAUGCCAUUUGCACGGAUAUAUUUUAUUCUAUGUCGCGCGGAGAGUGAUAGCUUUCGACAAUCUCUUGAAAUCAUCAACUAACAAGGGAGCAAUGCGCGAGUACAAAGUGGUGGUCCUCGGCAGCGGUGGGGUCGGGAAAUCCGCCCUCACUGUUCAGUUUGUGACCGGGACGUUUAUUGAGAAGUACGACCCGACCAUAGAAGAUUUUUACCGCAAAGAAAUCGAGGUGGAUUCCUCACCCUCUGUUCUGGAGAUUCUUGACACUGCUGGUACCGAACAGUUCGCAUCCAUGCGGGACCUUUACAUAAAAAAUGGCCAAGGCUUCAUACUGGUCUACAGUCUUGUCAACCAGCAGAGCUUCCAAGAUAUCAAGCCCAUGAGGGACCAGAUCAUCAGAGUGAAAAGGUACGAGAAGGUCCCAGUGAUCCUGGUGGGGAACAAGGUGGACCUGGAGAGUGAGAGGGAGGUGUCGGCCAGCGAGGGCCAGGCUCUGGCCGAGGAGUGGGGCUGCCCCUUCAUGGAGACCUCGGCCAAGAGCAAAACCAUGGUGGACGAACUGUUCGCCGAGAUCGUUCGGCAGAUGGACUACGCCGCCCAGCCAGACAAGGAUGACCCAUGCUGCUCCUCCUGCAAUAUACAAUAGCCCCAGCGCUUAGGGGACGCCAGGCGGACAGGGGAGAGAGGAAGUCUGCAUACAGGAAGAUAAUACUCACACCAACAACAUGGAUGAUUAAUAAACUCAUGGUAGAACUGUGGUGGAUUUUAACUAAUUGGUGCAUAAAAUCAGUCAUGAUGUAAUUGAUAAUAAUUAUAUGUUAAUAAUUAAUAGAAUGGAAUGAGGAAUGCAAAGCAUUUGCGCAAGAGAAAUUGACAAAACCCCUAAAGGAAAGUGCACUCGCCUUAUGUUAUCCUGUUUUCUCUGGCGGUUAAAAAAAAUAUGUCUUGAGUCGUCCGUGCGGAAUUACAGGUUUUGUAGUCUUUAUGUUUUCUGCGUUCGGCUUCGGUAAUAUGUUUAUUUUACAUUGUUUUGGUUUUGUUGAUAUGACCCAGUUUCUCUGAGCACAUCAAGCUGGAGCGUUCUUUCUCCAUUUUAAGUUACCAUGACAGAACAGAGCGGCAGAUAGCGACUGCACAGACCCAAGAGGAGAUAAUCCCUCUGAUCAACUUGUUUGAAACAUUGAUGAGUAAUUGAUUCGUGUACUAGGUUUACCUGUGCAGGAAAAGAGAGGGCCUACCUACCUUCAUCCAAGGGGACGUUUAUUUUUUUUACUCAUCACUAGGGCAGAACCAAAGAGGUGACUUGAAAGCGCCUCCAUUUUCUUUUCUCUUGUUUCCUUUUUAUUUGUUUUGAGGAAUGGAAAGAAAAUGGUGGAAAAGUCAGUGUCAUUCUUGAAACUUCUUGAAACAAUGUUCUCCUUUUGGAGAUGUUAUGAUAAGUGUAGCAGAGGUGUCUGUCACAUAUCCUGUGAUUUGUUUUGGUUUCAGGAGGUUCUGACAACAGAUUCCUGAAUAUUGUAACAGUUUCAUUCGGAUGGGACAAGGAGGACUUUCAGUGUUUGAAUAUCUCAACAGACUCUGUCUCUAGAAACUGUCUUAUUUUCAGGAAUGGGUAACAUUUAGAAUGAAGAUGCCAUCACUCAUCAUUCUCUACUGAUUGGGUAUCACAAUGAAAUGGGAUGCGACGUUUUCUCAACAUCCCACUCUUUAUGUAUUCAGAGUAUUGAUAUUGAAAUUCAUAGUAGGCUAAUAAUAUUAAUGAUGAUGAUGAUGAUGAAUAACAAUUAUAAUUAACGGUAGUGUAAAUAUUUUGUAUGGAAAGUGCCAGCUCCUAUGAAGACACUGAUUCAACACAUGUGGAAUUGUCAACUGUAUGCAUGGCUAGUAAAUAAAAAAAAAAGGACUUCAUCGUUUGAGAUUAUAAUAGACUGUGGAAACGUGCAAACCAAACACAUAUACGUCUGGGUCUGGACACUGUCUCAAUUGUACGUCGUUGUUGCCACGGGGAACCAGACCUUCCCUGGGUUACCAUUUUCAUUGUUAAUUUUAUAUUUUUUUAUGUGACCAUUUACUCUUUCUCCCUCCCUAAAUGAAUGGUGACACUGUUUCAUUAGGCACCCAAACAAUAAAAGUGUGUUUAACACAAUAUA